Molecule: messenger RNA, 1119 nt
Organism: Megalops cyprinoides (Indo-Pacific tarpon)
Lineage: Eukaryota; Metazoa; Chordata; Actinopteri; Elopiformes; Megalopidae
Gene: npy2r
Product: neuropeptide Y receptor Y2
Exons: 1
Coding region: 1-1119 (372 amino acids)
Biological process (GO): G protein-coupled receptor signaling pathway
Cellular component (GO): membrane
Molecular function (GO): neuropeptide Y receptor activity
Source: RefSeq, a predicted model, not a curated record
AUGGAUUCAGAAAACCAAGUGAAUGUGACACAGGCGGUGCUCCCCGAGUCUGCUGUGGAAUCCUCCAACUGCUGCACAACCUCAGCCGUACACUAUGACAACUCGUUCCUUGGUCUGGAAGACAGUACAAAGUUAGUUGGAGUGCAAGUAAUUCUCAUCCUAGCAUACAGCAUGAUUAUUUUUCUUGGAGUCACUGGAAACUCCCUCGUCAUCUAUGUUGUGUAUAAAUUUAAAACCCUGCGCACUGUCACCAACUUUUUUAUCACAAAUCUCGCCAUGGCAGAUCUGCUGGUGAACACUUUGUGCCUGCCGUUCACGCUGAUGUACACUCUCCACGGUGAGUGGAAAUUUGGACAGAUCUUGUGCUUCCUGCUUCCUUACGCUCAGGGUCUAGCAGUGCACGUGUCCACGGUGACCCUUAACGUCAUCGCACUGGACAGACACAGAUCCGUAGUCUACCACCUGGAGACAAAAAUGUCUAAAGAAACAUGCUUCGUCAUCAUCGGUAUAACCUGGGCCAUCAGUGCCAUUUUAGCAAGCCCACUGGCAAUCUUUAGAGAGUAUGGGACUUUUGAUUUAUCUCCGAAGCAGUCCAUCCAGGUGUGCACGGAGAAGUGGCCUGGCAGCCACAGCGAUGGCACUGUCUACAGCAUCUUCAUGCUCCUCCUACAGUACGGCCUGCCCCUGUCCAUCACAUCCUUUGCCUAUAUAAGGAUAUGGAAUAAGCUGAAGAAGCGCAGGAGUCCGGGAGGAGGGAGCGAUCGACAUCACCGGCGCAGGAAAACCACCAAGAUGCUGGUCACCGUGGUGGUGGUUUUCGCUGUGAGCUGGCUGCCUUUUCACGCCUUCCAGCUGGCCGUAGACAUCGACAGCAGCGUGCUGGAGAUGAAGGACUUCAAGCUUCUCUACACGGUUUUCCACAUCAUAGCUAUGUGCUCUACGUUCGCCAACCCAAUCCUGUACGGUUGGAUGAACAAGAACUACAGGAAUGCUUUCAUGGCUGUGUUCAGGUGUGAGCGGAGACAGUACUAUGUCCAUCCUGUGUCUCAUAGAAGAGUUCGGACCAAAAAGGCCCUUGAGACAGAAGACACUCCCAAUUUGAAAACCUCCAGUGUUUGA